Molecule: messenger RNA, 282 nt
Organism: Caenorhabditis elegans
Lineage: Eukaryota; Metazoa; Nematoda; Chromadorea; Rhabditida; Rhabditidae
Source: the annotation of a RefSeq genome assembly
AUGGAAAAGCAACGUCGGAGCAUUGCCAUUUAUCACAAAUCGAGUAGACAGAAGCCAUUCACCAUGCUCAACACUUGGGUGAAGUUCGAAUGGAAAUUCUCAGCUGAAGCCAUCCUCUCGUAAUUUACCGGGACGUUUUUUCAGUGAAGCAGAUCUCGAAAUACUUGGAUCUUAGGAAAACUUUGAAAAUUAAAGAGCAGAACAAUGCGAUCAAUUUUCUUCAAAGCCAAGACAAUCCCAGUCAUCACCAACGCAAUGAAUAUGGAUCCGAACGAAAAAUAA